CUUCUCUCGCCUCGAGCUCGAGACCGGCGGAAAAGACCGGAGUACCCCUCAUCCGCAAAGCCCCAGCUCGGCUCGGGAGGAGAGCUUAGGUUCGUCGGCGGCGGAGAUGGCGGUGGCAGAGAUGUGGGAGACGCUGAAGCAGGCGAUCGUGGCGUACACGGGGCUGUCGCCGCCGGCGUUCUUCACCGCCGUGGCGGUGGCGGCGGCGCUGUACCACGUCGUGUCGGGGAUCUUCGCGGCGCCGCCGCCGCCCCCGCCGCGGCCGCGGGACGAGCCCGAGGCGGAGCCGCUCCCGCCGCCCGUGCAGCUCGGGGAGGUCUCCGAGGAGGAGCUCCGGCAGUACAACGGGUCCGAUCCCAAGAAGCCCCUCCUCAUGGCCAUCAAGGGCCAGAUCUAUGACGUCACGCAGAGCAGAAUGUUCUAUGGACCUGGUGGACCUUAUGCGCUAUUCGCUGGCAAAGAUGCGAGCAGAGCGCUCGCCAAGAUGUCCUUCGAGCCCCAGGAUUUGACGAGCGACAUCUCUGGUCUUGGCCCCUUUGAACUCGACGCGUUGCAGGACUGGGAGUACAAGUUCAUGGGCAAGUACGUGAAGGUUGGUACCAUCAAGAAAACUGCCCCUGCUGAGGAUGGUAACACAAACACUUCACCAGAAACGACUGAAAACGCCGCUGCAGCCGAGCCAGAUAAGGCUCCAGCAACAGAAGUGAAGCCAAGGGAGGUGAGCUCCGAGGAGGUAAAAGAAAAGGAGGAGGUUGCUGCUGCUGCUGCUCCUGCUCCUGAUGAAGUCGCCAAAGAAAGCUAGAACACUACUCCAGUGACACUCAAUGCAGCAAUAAUUUGUGUAAUUGGAUGUGCAAUCUGUGCUAGCACCAUAGGACAUGGAGGUGCUGGUUCUUGCUGUUAGUCACUUUUAGCCGUUACUGUGGAGUAUUAGACAUCUGGGGUUUUAUGCCCCUUUUGUUAAAGUCUCUGUUAGUAACUAUGGGUGAAUAAUAAUAUAGCUGCCUUUCAAAGAACCUUUUAAAGUUU
Oryza brachyantha (malo sina) is the source of this 1029-nucleotide messenger RNA. RefSeq names its product membrane steroid-binding protein 1. Gene Ontology annotation, cellular component: membrane; endomembrane system. NCBI's taxonomy places the organism in Eukaryota, Viridiplantae, Streptophyta, Magnoliopsida, Poales, Poaceae. The coding region runs from base 107 to 802 and encodes 231 amino acids. The record is from RefSeq and is a predicted model, not a curated record. The transcript has 2 exons.